UUUAGGUGCUAGCUUCUAAUUGUCGCAGCUGCUACCUUGUAAACGGAGCGUAAAUUGAGCAGAGAAAGAGGCAUCUGUCUCCGGAUUUAUGCGAUCUAGCCUGCUAUUGCUAGCGCUAGUGACAAAAGGCAUGUUUGGUUCGAGAAAGAAAUUUGCAGAGUUCGUUGAGGUAGUGGACAACGACUUUGCCGAUGAAAGCAUGUACUACAACCAGCCGUCGAUGUUCCCACAUCGGUCGGACAAAGAUAUGCUGUCGUCACCUUCGCCAUCCUCAUCGUCGGGGCAGCUGUCACAACUUGGUGCGAGUUUGUACGGUCCACAAAGUGCGCUCGGCUUUUCGGUAAGAGGCAUGGGGAACAGUACGCCUCAAUUGAACCGAAAUUUAACACAAGGCUCCCAGCUACAAAGUCACAUCACCCCCACAACUGGUGUCCCCACCAUGUCCCUCCAUACACCUCCCUCACCAAGCAGGGGGUCUUUACCGAUGAACACAAGGAACAUGCUGAACCACUCUCAGGUCGGUCAAGGCCUUGGCAUGAGCGGCAGGACCAAUAGCAUGAGCAGCUCGGGCCUCGGAAGCCCCAAUCGCAGCUCUCCUAGCAUCAUCUGUAUGCCCAAACAGCAACCAGCACGCCAAGCCUUCACUGUAAACAGCAUGUCUGGCUUCGGAAUGAACCGUAACCAGGCUUUUGGAAUGAACAACUCAUUAUCAAGCAAUAUCUUCAAUGGCACAGAUGGGAGUGAAAACCUUGCAGGACUGGAUCUGUCAGAUUUCCCUGCGUUAGCUGACCGGAGUCGGAGAGAAGGGACCGUUAACCCAACGCCAGUGCUUAACCCGCUGGCCGGAAGGGCUCCUUAUGUUGGCAUGGUGACGAAACCAUCAACGGAACAGACGCAGGAUUUCUCGAUCCAUAAUGAGGACUUCCCCGCGUUGCCCGGCCCAAAUUACAAGGAUCCGUCGCUGACCAGUGAUGAUAAUAAAACUAAUUUGAACUCCACAAGUAAGAGCACAUCCAACGCAGAUGGGCCCAAGUUCCCCGGGGACAAGACAGCCUCGGCGCAGAACAACAACCAGAAGAAAGGGAUUCAGGUGUUGCCCGACGGUCGGGUGACGAAUAUUCCCUCUGGCAUGGUGACUGACCAAUUUGGCAUGAUUGGCCUUUUGACGUUCAUCCGUGCAGCAGAAACGGAUCCGGGCAUGGUCCACCUAGCACUCGGAAGCGACCUCACAACACUGGGUCUCAAUUUAAAUUCACCAGAAAACCUUUACCCCAAGUUUGCGUCACCUUGGGCUUCAGCACCUUGUCGACCACAGGAUAUUGACUUCCAUGUUCCAUCGGAGUACUUAACCAAUAUCCACAUAAGGGACAAGUUGGCCGCGAUUAAACUGUCUCGAUACGGCGAAGACUUGUUGUUCUACUUGUACUAUAUGAACGGUGGAGACUUGCUACAGCUUCUGGCAGCAGUGGAACUCUUUAACCGGGACUGGCGGUACCACAAAGAGGAGCGACUUUGGAUCACAAGGGCACCUGGCAUGGAGCCGACACUGAAGACCAACGCCUAUGAGAGGGGAACCUACUACUUUUUUGAUUGUCUUAACUGGAGAAAAGUGGCAAAGGAAUUCCAUCUGGAGUAUGACAAGCUGGAAGAGAGGCCUCACGUGCCAACAACAUUCAACUACAACCCAGCCCAGCAGGCCUUCUAAGGCCGACUGACCUGUCCACAAGCCUACAGCUGUUCCUGCACAUAAUGCUGUUGUCCAGGAGGGCGCUAUGGUUCUCAUAGCCUGGUUUUUAUUCCUCGAGGAGUUGUCUGUUUGACUGCAGGGGUGGUGUUUGUCUGACAUCAGAACUGCCCUUUCUUCCCAAAAGUUCAUGCUGCCCAGAACACCAACACUUUUGUUUUUAUUCAAUUUGUUUCCCCCUGUUUUUUUCUGUCUUGUUUUGAGCAGGGUCUGUGUUAUGUUUACGUCUGUCUGAAUUCUCCCUGGAAGGAGGGCUGACCCUUGUCUAGAACACCAGAAAAAGUGAGAGGGUAGGCAAAGUUAAAAUCCUCAGACUCAAGUGAAAGAGUGAAAGAAAUGCAAUGUUUAUUGUUGCACUAUAUUUAGUAAUAAAAGAACACAACAUUU
Messenger RNA from Syngnathoides biaculeatus (alligator pipefish), 2131 nucleotides. It is a transcript of the gene cnot2, whose product is annotated as CCR4-NOT transcription complex, subunit 2. Lineage: Eukaryota; Metazoa; Chordata; Actinopteri; Syngnathiformes; Syngnathidae. The transcript is spliced from 15 exons. Gene Ontology annotation, cellular component: P-body; CCR4-NOT core complex. The record is from RefSeq and is a predicted model, not a curated record. Gene Ontology annotation, biological process: regulation of DNA-templated transcription; regulation of stem cell population maintenance; nuclear-transcribed mRNA poly(A) tail shortening. Bases 89 to 1705 code for a protein of 538 amino acids.